AUGGCAAUGGGCGUAGAUCCCCUUAACGUAACUGCAAUGGCAUGCCCUGCUUUUCCAUUUUGCCCUCUGGCAAUAACUGAAACUGAGCGUGGAAUACCUGACAUCCUAAAGCGGGUUCAUACUGUAUUUGAGAAGGUUGGUCUUGAAUAUAAUGAAUCUAUAGUGAUAAUGAUAACUGGUUGUCCUACUGGUUGUGCUACACCCUACAUGGCUGAACUUGGAUUAGCUGGUGAUGGUCCUAAUUGUUAUCAGAUUGUUGGAUUUGUCUCUAUUGUCUUCACACCAUUACAAAUCUUGAUGUGGGAUUAUAGACAAUUUAGGCUAGGGGUUAAUGCAGAAUACAAUUAUUUGUAUCAGGGAUUUGAGAAACUCCAGGAAUUGGUUGACAAAUGGGAAGGUCCAGUGGAUAAACUUGAAGCUCUUUAA
This is a messenger RNA of Camellia sinensis, 426 nucleotides long. Lineage: Eukaryota; Viridiplantae; Streptophyta; Magnoliopsida; Ericales; Theaceae. The record is from RefSeq and is a predicted model, not a curated record.